UUGCCCAGGAAUAAAGACCGAAGUAGACAUAAAAGAAAGGGUGUUUUGAUUUUGUACUUUGUAUCCUUUCAGGUUUAUUAAAAUGGCUCUUCUUAACAGAAAGUUGAAAGAAAAGCCUGUAGAAGAAGUUGCUCUGUUGGUUCAACCAGAAAAAGUUGUUUUAGUGGACGUUGAAGACGACGAAGAUGAGGGAGAGAGCGACCAGGAGAGCUUCAACCAUCAUGGCAUCACUCUAUGGGUUUCCGAUGCUGUAAUCUUGAUUAUAGAACAUUUGCAGAUAUUUGCUUUGAUUUUAGCAAUGUCAGAACGAUGGGGCUAUCCAUUUGACUUUAUAAAAAGGGUUUAUUACGUGUUUCUCAUCAAUCUAGACGUUUGGGAAUUUAUGAAAGUGAAUUGGGAAGCAUAUACUGGCUCCACUACAAGUUUUGUUCCUUCGGCAAACAUGCCUUUUGGAUAUCAGCCAUACUUUAUGGCUUGGUGUGCUUUGUUCUUUAUCACUUGCAUGGCGUUUCUAGGGACUUACGUGAACUUUAAAGUAAAGAGACCGCUUUAUCUACUUCUACACGUAGCGCGAACUAAGCGAGUGUUUUGCGUGUUAGCCCAAAUUGCAUGUCUUCCUGUCGGGAUCGUCAUGGCCAGGGUUUUCCACUGCCGUGCUAUCAGUACCAAUGGAAAAGAUGUCAUGAUUUGGAACGUUGAUAAUUCUGUUCAGUGCUGGACCAUGCCUCAUURUGUCUUCGUAGCUGUUGCRUCAAUGAUUGCCUUUCUCAUAUUUAUGAUAUACCCCAUCAACCUCAUAAGGAAAACAAGAGGACAGGUCAUCUCCUUYGACCCAGAAAAGCAUGAGGGCUACCUACAGCUGAAGGAAUCUGAAUACAACCAAGGCCUGGAUAUUUUGUGGGCUGUUGGGCAGUUUCAUCUGUUCUCGUCGUUCAAGAGAUUGUGGAUCUACUACAGGCCAAUCAUGUUUUACCUCAAGUUUUUCCUUCUCUGUUUUUUCAGUUCCCUGUUGUUUUACAAAUCAGCCACUUUUUCCUACAAACUUAUACUAAAUGGAUGCAUCGCAAGUUUGUUUAUUGUGAUCCUAUUUGUGAUGCUUUCAUCUAGUGUUUCUCGCCCACCACUGACACGCUUUAGGGCAUUUGUACUCUGGCUCAUAUGGAAGUUCUUCAAAGAGACAAUCAACAUCAUCUUCAAUGUCAAACUGGAUAUUCUACUUCCAAAGUUCUUUCUUGUCCUUGUUGCYUUUGGCGCUUACACCAUUGAGAGUGCAGGGGGAGGAAUGGGGUUGUUGCUCUCACUUCUCAUGAUCAUCAUGCUAAGAUCUGUACCAUUCAGAGUGACACCUUUUAACUUCAUGAUCAUAUUUAACUUCCUUAUCAACACAGCAAAUCUAUACUUUGGCUGUGUCAUCGAGAAGAACAAAUCUGAGAAUGCUGUUAGCUCUUUGGUUGUGCAUCCUUACCCUUUCUAUGCUCUUGUUUGUGUCAAUGGCUUGUGGUUAUUGGUUACCAUCAUCUGGGUCACUUACUUGUUGCUGCGUUACUUCCGUGUCAUUGGCCCCAAACAGCCACUCUGGCCAACACUUUCAAGAGAUGGCAAAAGUGAUAUGGAGAUUGAGACUAAGAAGUACAUGAGGGCAGUACUGAGGGGUCGCCAUAUUCUUGAGAAAGCCUUAUCAAGUACACCAAUAUUUGCUCCUGUGCAUGAAAUAGAGCGACAAAUCCACAUCAUCAAUGCCUACUGCAGAGAAGCCGAGUACCUGGACGACCCAACAUUUGAGUCCCUAUGGGAUUUACUUGAUGAAUUAAUUGAGGCACACCGAGCCUUGUCGCCAUCCUCCAUGUUUUCACAGUCGGUAAAGAAGUCUGUCAGACAAACUGCAAAGGAGUUUAUGAAGUUGAUGCCACAAAUGCGCAAGCGACUGGACCAGAGAGAGUACGACUUUAUUCUUAUGAGUCCUGUAAAGAAACGAAUGUUGUUAAAGAUGUAUGUCCUGGGUGCCUUUGUUAAUGGACGGUGUGAUAAGAUAAGAUAUGAAGUUGAAAAGAAGGUUCACAAGAGCCUUGAAAAGGCAGCCAAAGCUCCCUCAUCUAUCUUUAGUAGUGGUGAAUCAGUUGAUUGGGAUAGUGUGUAUGGAACUAAAGAUUUCUAUACUACUAAUGACACCUAUGGAACCAUCUCCAGCUCUGGCAGCAGGCCAGGGACUUCUUUGACAUCCAGAGCUGAUAGUGUUGAUAAACUUUUGGAUGAAGUUGAUGGAUGGGAAGAAGAACGCAACUUGAUGGAUAUCAGCAAAAAGCAGACAAGGAGACAAUCAUCUGGCUCGUCACUUCCAUCAACUACRGAGCAAAGUUCUCCUACAGAAUCAUCAUYAUCCACUGUGUCAUUACCUGGUCAAAUAACUUUUGAUGAAUAUCCUACAAAAAUCACUCCAACAAGACCAAAAUCUGCUCCACUAAGAGAUGAAGGAAAAACGGGUUCCAAAGCUUCCCUUGUAACUCUUUAGAGAAGAAUAUUCAAAUAGAUUUACCUUGUUAUCAAAAAUAACAUACAUGUACAAAGUCAGUAAUAGGAGUAGUAGAAGAAGUUUAAUUCUUGGUGCAAAUUAUUAACUUACUUCAAUAUUUUGAAGUCAAGAUUUCAAUAAGCCUUUGUCGUGGCACAGGYGAGUAGACCCCUCCCUCUUACAUCUUGCACUAAUAAACAGGCUAAAAAUUAGGUUCCCUUAUUCACAUUUACAAAAAGACAAGUUAAUUUUACAACUUUUCAGACUGUUUUAUAGUGAUGUAACAUCUAUUACAUUUAAUYGAGUACAAACAGUUUUGGCAAAAACAUUUUUCAGCAAGCAGCAAAGUUUACAUAAGAAGUUUAUUAAUUUUACUUGAUGCUUCAGAUGCUUAAAGGUGCAAUCAUGGUUCAGCAUGCAAAAUGGUAUCAACAACCCUAAGAGUACUUGCAGUGCUUUUCGAAAAUUUGCAACACCAUGAGAAGUACCAAUUUGCAGAUCUGGAAUCCUAAAAUGCAUGAUAAGCAUCCUCACCCUUUUCCAAUCAGACUCCCCCCUUCCGAUUAGUGGCAAAAGCCAUACCUACAAAAAUUUGAUUGAGAUAGASCCACAUGGACAUGUAAAAGAAAUUAUUAGGCAUCUGGUAAUGUAUAUUGAUUGUACAUAGUCUUUUUAUCGUUUGAUCAAUAAAUAGUUCCUUAAUAUGU
This is a messenger RNA of Actinia tenebrosa (Australian red waratah sea anemone), 3216 nucleotides long. RefSeq lists its product as uncharacterized. The record is from RefSeq and is a predicted model, not a curated record. Lineage: Eukaryota; Metazoa; Cnidaria; Anthozoa; Actiniaria; Actiniidae.